This is a messenger RNA of Blumeria graminis f. sp. triticale, 1257 nucleotides long. Lineage: Eukaryota; Fungi; Ascomycota; Leotiomycetes; Helotiales; Erysiphaceae. The record is from the annotation of a GenBank genome assembly.
AUGCUGAGCAGACGCUUCAAAAUUCUGACGCGACCGUUCCCAUUAGCCAUCAAGGCUCAGUACACAGAAACUCUGCGCUUUCCAAAAUGCGCUCUACCAUCUCCAUCCCGUCCAAGCAGUCAGCAUCGAUACAACUCCCGCAAUAGUAAAUGGCCCGGUAGAAAUGCUUGGGAAUCAUUUAAAAUUCUCUUCAAAAGUUCGCCGAUUUUAAUGCCCACAGCACUCAUACUAAUGGUAAUAUCAUCUGGAAUACUUCUAUGGAGCAAUAAAUAUUACGCCGAUUAUAUUAUUGGAGCAUUUGUGAAGUUCCCUGAACCAGUUGCAAAGCAGCUUCGCAAGGCAUUAUAUUACACCAACAUCGAGCUAACUCCUAGCCUUGCUAUCAAGUACUAUAAGGAAGCCCUUCGGUUAGCAGAAGAACAUGGACUCGAUAGGUUUUCAGAUGAAACUAUUGGCAUAAAGGUUCAGAUCGCGCUACUGUUCGAAAAGUGUCAGAAAUAUCACAAAGCAAUUGAAGUACUCGAGGCAAUUCGUAACGAUAAUCUAAAAUGGCUUGAUGUUGUUGGGUUUAAGGAAGGAUGGCUCGGAAAGAGGAAUAAAGUCUUACAGAAAACAGUACAGAUCUCCGUGAAAUUGGGAGACCUUUACGGUAAUCAGUUUGUACUAGAACCAGAACUUGCCGAAGAGAGAGUGACCUGGGCCGUUGAGCAAACCCUAAAUGAGCAAGAGAGACGUGAAAGGGUGGGAAUAGUAGAGGACGAGGGACCGUGGUUCGAUGAAGAUCAAAUCGGCGCCCAGUUUGAAACACUCGCACACAUGCAUGAGGAAAAAAAUAGGCAUUACCUCUCUGCUCCUCUCUUUUUACAAGCCCUUAACCUUUCGCCACCUAAGAGCUGCCAUACAGUCAUUCUAAUGAACAACCUAUCCACAUCCCUCGCUCAACAAUCACCGCCUAGUAACUUCCCCGAAGGGCCUACCACUCGGGAAGCUCUUAUCUCAAAUGCCACCGCUUGGGCGGAAAAAGCAGUCUCACUUGCCAAUAAAAUACAGCCCCCAGAAAGAAAUGAAGAAUGUGAUACUGGUUGCGCAGUAGCAACACACAAUUUGGGCGAGUUUUCAGAAAUGAGAGGUGAUUAUAAGGGGGCGGAGAAUCAUUACAAGCAAGCUGCUUAUCUGGCGAAAAAAAUUGGGUUUAAGGAAGGAUUGAAAAAUUCCGAGAUGGCAUUAAAGAGAAUCAAGACUAUUGGAACGACUUAA